This is a messenger RNA of Erythranthe guttata (spotted monkey flower), 1607 nucleotides long. Its product is annotated as protein CfxQ homolog. Lineage: Eukaryota; Viridiplantae; Streptophyta; Magnoliopsida; Lamiales; Phrymaceae. Gene Ontology annotation, molecular function: ATP hydrolysis activity; protein binding; ATP binding. The record is from RefSeq and is a predicted model, not a curated record.
AAAUCCCAUAUCAACUAAAACUCUAGUAAUAUUUAUGACAAAAUAAUUAAAAGUCCUAUAAUAAAAUAUUUAUUCAUUUGUAGCACGGUUCCAAGACUUGUGAACCAAGUCACCUAGUAUUUUAAUUAUUAGAAAUCUAAUAGGAUUCAAAAGAGAUAUCUGUAACCAAAAGAGAAAUCUUAACGAGAGAGACACCGGCGGCUGAAAAUUGUUAUGAAUUCUAAUGUUAUUUCACUGGAGAAGAAAUUAAAGAGAAUAAAGAUGACGUUGCACCAUAUUUAUGCUAGAAACAACAGCGUUGAUGAUUUGAAGAAUUUGCUCGAUUCGUGGAAAGCCGCUUUGGAAGCUACGAAUGCUAAAGGUGAGACCCCAUUGCACGUUGCUGCUAAGAAUGGAUGUAACGAGGCAGCCAAGAUGCUUCUCGACUACGGUGCCUGUGUCGAUGCAACAACAGAUAAGUCGGAGACUCCGUUACAUUUUGCUGCUGAUUAUGCACAAAUUUCUGGCAAAAUCUCGAUCGUGAAUACGUUGUUAAAGUACAAAGCUGACCGCUCCGCAAAAGACAGUAAUGGGAGGACUGCCCUACACUAUCUUCGAGUAGGAAAUCAAGAACUAAAAAAACUCCUUGAUCAAGAUAAUGUUGCUAUAAAACAGAUUGCCUUAGCAAAUAAUAGUAACCCUGUAAUUGAUAAUGGCAGUGGAAUGAAAAGAACGGCGUACGAUGAGAAGAUGGAUGUGUUUGAAGAUGAACUAUCGAAGAUAGUGGGAUUGGAUAAGCUGAAAUUACGGUUGAGGACAUGGGCAAAGGGUAUGCUCAUGGACAAGAUGCGUCGAGCCGCGGGGAUCAACCUCGGACCAAGAAAACCGCCUCACAUGGUAUUUCUAGGAAAUCCCGGGACAGGUAAGACAACCGUAGCACGAAGCUUAGGCAAAAUACUCCAAUCUGUCGGUGUGCUUUCUUCUGAUAAAGUGACAGAAGUUCAAAGAACCGAUUUGGUAGGAAAGUACAUUGGUCAAACGGGACCCACGACUAGAAAAAAAAUUGAAGAGGCUAUGGGUGGUAUUUUAUUAGUGGAUGAAGCAUACCGUUUAGCACCAGUUCGGUCGUCGGGUAAUUCCCAAGAUUUUGGUAUGGAAGCUUUGGAAGAGAUAAUGUCUGUGUUGGAAGAUGGGAAUAUUGUGGUUAUUUUUGCGGGCUAUACCGAGCCGAUGAAGCGUGUGUUCUCUUCGAACGAGGGUUUCUGCAGAAGAGUGACUCACUUCUUCCACUUUGACGAUUUUUCAUGCAAGGAUCUUGCGGAGAUGGUGAUGAUAAAGAUGAGUAAGCAAGCCAAGAAGAGCCGAUUGUACGGAUUUAAGCUCCAUUCUUCGUGUACUUGGGAUGCUGUUCUACAAGUGAUAGAGAAUAACUCCACUGAGAAGAUUCGGAAUAAACUGAAUGGAGGUUUGGUAGAUCAUAUGCUGAACAACGCUAGAGAAAAUCUUGAUUUGAGGCUGACUUUCGAUUCUAAAGGCGACGAACUAUCCACAAUCACAUUAAGUGAUUUGGAGGCUGGACUAAAAAUGUUAUCAGAUGGAGUCAAUGUUGACUGAAAGAUAGAUCAAAC